Penicillium argentinense is the source of this 1335-nucleotide messenger RNA. RefSeq names its product TATA-binding protein-associated factor TAF6. The record is from RefSeq and is a predicted model, not a curated record. Gene Ontology annotation, biological process: transcription initiation at RNA polymerase II promoter; RNA polymerase II preinitiation complex assembly. Gene Ontology annotation, cellular component: transcription factor TFIID complex; SLIK (SAGA-like) complex; SAGA complex. NCBI's taxonomy places the organism in Eukaryota, Fungi, Ascomycota, Eurotiomycetes, Eurotiales, Aspergillaceae. The coding region runs from base 1 to 1335 and encodes 444 amino acids. The transcript is spliced from 3 exons. Gene Ontology annotation, molecular function: RNA polymerase II general transcription initiation factor activity; protein heterodimerization activity; transcription coactivator activity.
AUGUCCGUCUGGAAUCCAGACAAUAUACGCGAUGUCGCCGAGUCUGUCGGUAUCAACAAUCUCAACCAUGAUGUGACCGAGAAUCUUGCGCGCGACGUCGAAUACCGCGUUGCGCAGGUGCUAGAGGAGGCACUCAAAUCGAUGCGCCACGCGAAGCGCACCAUCCUCACCACCCAAGACAUCUCUCUUGCGUUGCGAAACCUCGAUGUCGAGCCUCUCUAUGGGUACGAAUCCCUGCGUCCUCUGCGAUUCGGUGAGGCUUCAUUGGGGCCUGGACAGCCCCUGUUCUACGUUGAGGAUGAAGAGGUGGAUUUCGAGAAGCUGAUCAACGCGCCCCUACCCAAGGUUCCUCGCGAAGUAACUUUCACUGGCCACUGGCUCGCCGUGGAAGGCGUGCAGCCCUCGAUUCCCCAGAAUCCUUCUUCGUCCGACUCUCGCAAUCUCGAACUUACAUCGAAGGGACCAAACGCCAAUUCUACACUGGCUGCCAUGAGCGGUACUGGAGAUGUAACCGUAAAGCCGCUGGUGAAGCAUGUGCUCUCGAAGGAAUUGCAACUGUACUUUGAGAAGGUGUGCAGCGCUAUCUUGGAUGCGAACAGCGAGGAAUUCCGAACAUCCGGAUAUUCCAGUCUGCGCGAGGACCCGGGCCUGCACCAGCUGGUUCCAUACUUCAAUCAGUUCAUUGCUGAAAAGGUCACUCAUAACCUCAACAGCAUCUUCACCCUCACCCAGGUGAUGCACAUGGCCGAAGCCCUGGUGCAGAACUCAUCACUCUACGUCGACCCUUAUAUCCCCUCCCUUGUACCUUCUAUCUUGACCUGCCUGAUCGGCCGGCAACUCGGUAACACCCCCGAUCUGGCCGAGCAAUUCGCGCUGCGCGACCUCGCAGCCAGCCUUCUCGGACACAUCGCGAAGAAAUACUCCCACUCCUCCCACAUGCUCAAGCCUCGUCUCGUGCGAUCGUGCCUGAAGACCUUCCUAGACCCGUCCAAGCCAUUUGGUUCCCACUACGGAGCCGUGAUCGGAAUGCAAGCCGUGGGCGGAGCGGAGGUGGUGCGAGUGCUGAUUAUCCCCAAUCUCAGCGACUACGCCAAAUUGCUCAGCGACGGUGUCGAAGAUUCAGCUCGUCGACCAGCCGCCGAACGCGUUCUGAACGCCCUCGUGGCCGUGCUGACGUCGCUGCUUGCUGGCCAGCCUGCCUUGGCGAAUGGACAUCCUGCAGCUGUGACUGAUGAAUUGCGGUCUAAACUGACCGAAAAAGUGGGCGAUCUGAUCGCGACUCGCAUUGCCGAGGCCAACGAAGUCCAAUUGGCCCAUUGCAUCCUGGAAGCCUAG